CGCGCAGAAUGAUAUCUGUCAAGUAGCUUAGCUAUUGAGCGCCCAGGCUUCGGCUGAACCUGUGGGGCGCUGCCCGGGCAAGGAUUCUCUGCGACUCUUGGUCUGGUUUUCAUCCUUACGGGGAAUAAAUCUCUCGAUACUAACUGGCUUGCUGCCGGAAAGGGGACAGUUAUUCCAAGACCCACUCAUCUUCCAGUGGACACCGAGCCUAGCAUUUGAAUCGUCCGCAGUUUGCCAGUUUUACCAGGGGUCUGCGACAUUGAAACAUGGCUAAUGGACAGGACCGGGUAGUAGCUCUAGUGGACAUGGACUGUUUUUUUGUUCAAGUAGAGCAGCGGCAAAAUCCUCAUUUGAAGAAUAAACCUUGUGCAGUCGUACAGUACAAAUCAUGGAAGGGUGGUGGAAUAAUUGCAGUGAGUUAUGAAGCUCGUGCAUUUGGGGUCACUAGAUACAUGUGGGCAGAUGACGCGAAGAAGUUAUGCCCAGAUCUUCUACUGACACAAGUUCGUGAGUCCCGUGGGAAAUCUAACCUCACGAAGUACCGGGAAGCCAGUGUGGAAGUGAUGGAGGUAAUGUCUCAUUUUGCUGGGAUUGAACGUGCCAGCAUUGAUGAAGCUUUUGUAGACCUAACCAGUGCUGUACAAGAGAGACUACAAAAGCUGCAAGGUCAGCCUAUCUCUGCAGAUUUGUUGCCAACCACCUACAUUGAGGGGUUGCCCCAAGACCCUACAACAGCAGAAGGGACUGUUCAGAAAGAGGAAAUGCGAAAACAAGGCUUAUUGCAAUGGCUUGAUUCUCUUGAGACUGAGAACACCACCUCUCCAGACCUGCAGCUCACCGUGGGAGCAGUGAUUGUGGAAGAAAUGAGAGCAGCCAUCGAGAGGCAGACUGGUCUUCAGUGUUCAGCUGGAAUUUCACACAAUAAGGUCCUGGCAAAACUGGCUUGUGGACUAAAUAAGCCCAACAGCCAGACGCUGGUCUCACACAGGUCGGUCCCACAGCUCUUCAGCAACGUGCCUAUUAACAAAGUCCGUAAUCUCGGAGGAAAGCUGGGAGCUUCUGUCAUUGAAAUCCUGGGGGUAGAGUACAUGGGUGAACUGACCCAGUUCACUGAAUCCCAGCUCCAGAGUCAUUUUGGGGAGAAGAAUGGAUCUUGGCUAUAUGCCAUGUGCCGUGGAAUUGAACAUGAUCCAGUUAGACCCAGGCAAAUUCCCAAAACCAUUGGCUGCGGCAAGAGCUUCCCAGGAAAAACAGCUCUGGCUACCCGGGAACAGGUACAAUGGUGGCUUUUGCAAUUAGCCCAGGAAUUAGAGGAAAGACUAACGAAGGACCGAAAUGAUAAUGACAGGGUAGCCACACAGCUGGCCGUGAGCAUUCGUGUACAAGGAGACAAACGUCUCAGCACUCUGCGCCGCUGCUGUGCCCUUACCCGCUAUGAUGCUCACAAGAUGAGUCAUGACGCGUUUGCUGCCAUCAGGAACUGUAAUACUUCAGGAACACAAACCGAAUGGUCCCCUCCCCUCACAAUGGUUUUCCUCUGUGCUACCAAAUUCUCUGCCACUGCCCCUUCGUCUUGCACAGACAUCACCGUCUUCUUGAGUAAUGACUCGGGUUCUCUGCCAAAGGUGCCAGUUGCCAGUCCAGAAACUAAGACCCAGGGAAGUGGCCCAUCGGUGACAGCCACUAAGAAAGCAGCCACUUCUCUGGAAUCAUUUUUCCAAAAAGCUGCAGAAAAGCAGAAAGUCAAAGAUGCUUCACUUUCAUCCCUUACUGCCACUUCCCAGGCCCUCAAGAGCAAUUCACCACUGAAGCUCUCCUUACCUUUCCAAACCAGCCGUACUACAGGAAUUGGGCCCUUGUUUAAGCAGAAAAGUUUGCUUCUGAAGCAGAAACAGCUUAAUGUUCCUUCGGUUGUCAUUCCUCCACAGAAUUUGCAGUCUAGCCCUAAAAAGUUAUCAAAAUAUUUUCCAACAAAGUAUCCAGAUUCUGCCCCCGUCUGUGAAGGGGUUUUGAAGCUCCAAUCCUUUAAAGCAACUCCUGCAGAGAUGGAUUUGGCCCAAAACAGCCAGAGCAGGCUUGCCUCUUUAACCUCCCAGUCUGCUCCAGAGGAGGCUCAGAAGGCAGCUACCACCCCAAGCCUGCUGGCUACUGAGGACCAAGUGCCCUGUGAGAAGUGUGGCUCUCUGGUACCUGUAUGGGAGAUGCCAGAACAUAAGGACUAUCAUUUUGCACUGGAGCUGCAGAAAUCCUUUUUGCAGCCCCACCCCUCACACCCCCAGGUUGUUCCUGCCAGUUCUCCUCAAGGGAAAAGAAAUCCCAAGAGCCCUCUGGCCUCUAGUAAUAAACGCCCCAGGCCUGAGGGCAUGCAGACCUUGGAAUCAUUUUUUAAGCCAUUAACACCCUAAGUGCUGUCCUCAGGCUUGCUGCAAUGUUUUAAUAUUUUAUCUAUAACCUGGGAAAUGGAAAUAUGUUUACUUUUUAAGGAAAUUCAUAACUAUAAAAAUUUUAUAAGAAAAAUAAUUCAGUUAAAUGCUGAGUGUAGGCUCUUAUCUCUUCAUGGGCAUGGAUUCUAAUUUCACUGCAAAUAGAAAUGUAAAAAUUUGUCUCCCAGAGAUACAACUGCCUUGCGUUUUUAAUCAUGAAGUGUUUAGGAAGGCAGUGUCAUGUAGUCAAAAAUGUGUGGGCCUUGGAGCCUUGGAGAUCUGGUUCUAGACCUGACACUGCCUCCUGUAUUGUAGUAUAUGGCCUGGAGCUAGUCACUUUCCUCACUCUUCCUCAUCUUUGAGAUGAACAGAAUUGAGAUAAUGCCUUACAGAUUACUGAAGAUUAAGAAUAAUUUCUUAAAGUACUAUAGCACAGAAGGAACUGAGUAAAAAAGUUUUUGUUCUCCCUUCCUCUGUGAUGGGCUACUCAGUAGAUACUGAACUUCAUACAAGCAAACUGUGUGGACAGCCAGUUUUAGCCAUUGGCCCUUCUGCCUCUUGCAUCUUGUUCUAUGUACAAGAUUGUUACUGGACCACUGCAGGAACCCUGCUUAGACCGGGUAGUCAUGACCAGAACUAGAUUACCUCCAGAACCCUGCUGCUCGUGUGAUGCUGAGCAGCAGCAGCAGCAGCACCAGGGAACUUGUUAAAAUUGUCUCAGCUUCACCUCCGCCCCAGCUGAAUCAGAAUCUGUAUAUUAACAAGAUUCCUCAGGGUGUAUCUUCAAGUUUCAGAAAUACUGAUCUAGAAAAUACUAACAGCUGGCCAGGUUUGUAGAGAGCAUUUUGUUAAACCCUAGACUACAAAUUUAAAGGGUAAGUACUUGGGCCUUUGGGGUCAGUGGUGUGCUCACCUCUUCCCUGUUUAAGUGACCAUUUAGGUUUUCCCUGUUUAGUGACCAUAGCUUAGGGUUUUAAAUUGCUGUAGUUUUUUGCACUUAUCUGCAUUUAUAGUGCUGUAUUUUUCAUCUCUGCUCUUAUAUGUGGAAAGUUAGCCUUUUUUUUUUCUUUUCUGAUAUGGAGGACCUUGAAUAAAACUGAAGAUGAACCAAAUUACAUGGUAGUGAAGUAGUGCAGAAGUAGGGACAAGGGUGCACAUAUUUCCCCUCAGAUACAUCUA
Messenger RNA from Phyllostomus discolor (pale spear-nosed bat), 3602 nucleotides. RefSeq names its product DNA polymerase eta (gene POLH). Gene Ontology annotation, molecular function: damaged DNA binding; DNA-directed DNA polymerase activity. The record is from RefSeq and is a predicted model, not a curated record. The transcript is spliced from 11 exons. Gene Ontology annotation, cellular component: site of double-strand break; nucleus; replication fork. The coding region runs from base 267 to 2405 and encodes 712 amino acids. NCBI's taxonomy places the organism in Eukaryota, Metazoa, Chordata, Mammalia, Chiroptera, Phyllostomidae. Gene Ontology annotation, biological process: error-prone translesion synthesis; response to radiation.